This is a messenger RNA of Dromaius novaehollandiae (emu), 755 nucleotides long. RefSeq names its product histone H2B 1/2/3/4/6. Lineage: Eukaryota; Metazoa; Chordata; Aves; Casuariiformes; Dromaiidae. The record is from RefSeq and is a predicted model, not a curated record. Gene Ontology annotation, molecular function: DNA binding; structural constituent of chromatin; protein heterodimerization activity. Gene Ontology annotation, cellular component: nucleosome. The transcript has a single exon. The coding region runs from base 66 to 446 and encodes 126 amino acids.
UAAAUAGGGGAGUAAUCGCAUUAGCAGGCACUCCGGUGUUCCAGUGGAAUCAACGGUUUCUCGACAUGCCUGAGCCAGCCAAGUCGGCGCCCGCGCCCAAGAAGGGCUCCAAGAAGGCGGUGACCAAGACGCAGAAGAAGGGCGACAAGAAGCGCAAGAAGAGCCGCAAGGAGAGCUACUCGAUCUACGUGUACAAGGUGCUGAAGCAGGUGCACCCCGACACGGGCAUCUCGUCCAAGGCCAUGGGCAUCAUGAACUCCUUCGUCAACGACAUCUUCGAGCGCAUCGCCGGCGAGGCGUCGCGCCUGGCGCACUACAACAAGCGCUCCACCAUCACGUCGCGGGAGAUCCAGACCGCCGUGCGGCUGCUGCUGCCCGGCGAGCUGGCCAAGCACGCCGUCUCCGAGGGCACCAAAGCUGUCACCAAGUACACCAGCUCCAAGUAGAGCGUCCCGGACCGCCAGUUUUAACCCAAAGGCUCUUUUAAGAGCCACCUAUUUUGUCAAGUGGAAGGGCUGUGUUACUUUGUUGUUCGUGAAAGGUAUGUAAAUAAUCUUUCUGUUUGCAAACAACUAGAAUGUAAGUACUCAGUUAUUUCAGUACUUAAAAUGUAGCUGUGUAAAAGUUUGGAGAGCUUUGAAUUCUGAACUGGAUAAAAAGUAGCAAUUUAUGCUAGGCAUUGUGAGCUACAUUUAGCUAUUAUGUUAUCGAUUCUGGGCUUGAAUACGGCUAAGAAAAUAAAAGUAACGUUUUUA